AUGGACUUCCUUCUGGGGGCAACAGAGUAUGAGAAGGAAGGUCUUCUCUUGCAUGCCGACGACGACGCCAAAGACCGCCUUGAAAAGGCCGUGAAGAAUUCGAAGGCCGCUGGCUACGACAUCAGUGAUCUCAUCGCGGAGGAUGUGGACUAG
This is a messenger RNA of Anthostomella pinea, 153 nucleotides long. The record is from the annotation of a GenBank genome assembly. NCBI's taxonomy places the organism in Eukaryota, Fungi, Ascomycota, Sordariomycetes, Xylariales, Xylariaceae.